This is a messenger RNA of Colletotrichum orchidophilum, 960 nucleotides long. RefSeq lists its product as uncharacterized. The record is from RefSeq and is a predicted model, not a curated record. Lineage: Eukaryota; Fungi; Ascomycota; Sordariomycetes; Glomerellales; Glomerellaceae. Gene Ontology annotation, molecular function: DNA-binding transcription factor activity. The coding region runs from base 1 to 960 and encodes 319 amino acids. The transcript has a single exon. Gene Ontology annotation, biological process: regulation of DNA-templated transcription.
AUGGCUGAACCGCAACAGAUGGAUCAGUAUAUUGAGCUCUUGCCGCCGGAUUCCUUUCAACCGCGCGGCGACGACAAUGAACAAUAUCAACAGUUUUUGCAACCAUACUCUUACGAGCCUGCGGUCGAGAACUUGCUUCCCCCAGAUGGCUCGAUUGGCCCAACGAGCUCUACGUACUGGGAGGCAGAAACCCAGAGCCAUUAUCCGUUCAGCUUGGGAACUUCAAUCGCCUCAGACUAUAUGAUGGCCGGUUGGGCACCACCCUGCAAUGUUGGGUCUACUUAUCCUUGGCUGGGAGCCCAAGUCGAUCAGGUAGAUCCAAGCCAGCCGGUUCAAUGGCCAAUUGCUGUUGAAGUUCUUCCUACUCUGAACGCACCCCGGCAGCACCCACCAGACAACCGAAUCGAGCCUACUUCAAUAGAAAGCGGCGGACUGUUGGAAAAUGUAACACGCAAUACAGCGGACACGAUGGUUCAGGAAAAGCCAACGACUCCUCAAGAGGCGCCCGUUAGGAACCCAAAAGCCGAGAUCGCACGUGACCAUGUGCCCACAGCAAGCACAACCCCUCACGAUGUCGGCAUGAUAGGGAAUGAAGACACCGAGCACAUCGAGCCACAGAAAAGGAGCCCGUAUCGCGUCAAGAACCGGGCCGCUGCAAAGCGAUGCCGAGAAAAGACGAAGCAAUACGAGAUUGAUCUCGUCGCUAAGGAGACGCAGGUAAUGCAACAACGGGUGUAUCUUGUUGCUUGCAUAAGAGCGCUCAAGAACGAAGUGCUGUCACUGAGAAGCCAGAUUUUGGAUCACGGCGAGUGCUCUUGUGAAGAAAUACGACGGUACAUCGCAAGGACUGCCACUAUCAUCAGUGCUGGGGAUUUGGAUGAUAUGAUUUUACCUUCUGACGAUGGCGGAAUUCACUACCUAGAAAGAGCAGUCGCAGCGUCAAUUCCUCCAUAUAGCUAG